GGGUGCCCUCGGGCUGUAUUUAUCCGACUAUCUGAUCGCGAUUGACAACGACUGUCCUCAAGGAAGGAGAUAAUAAUCUCUAAACAUCGCUCAUCAUGGCUCCACUACCAGAGAAAGAAAUGAACGGCUGGGUGGACGGACCCAAUGAUCGAGGUACUAUCGACAUUCUCUGGGGCUGUUGCUUGGUGCUCUCGACCGCUCUGUGGACGGUUCUGCACUUGAACAUCCCAGCCCCUGACGAUACUAUGUGGACAGUUCUCUGGCGCAAGCUCCGUUGGGGCACGUUUGCUAUUCUGGCACCCGACAUGCUAGUCGGCUUCUCGGCCAUGCAGUGGCAGUCGGCGCAGGAGUCGGUGACUAAGAUGCACAACCUCGGCUACAAGGACUGGACCCUCAAGCACGCCUUCUACGCCAACAGUGGUGGCUUCGUCCUCCACUCGACUGACUACCCCCCCUUUCCCAUCACGGCCGCCUCCAUUCACUACCUCGUCGAGAAGCAGCAUAUCGACUGCCCCGCCAUCGGCGAGGCGGAGAUCUGGGACAAGAGCAAGGCCGAUACGUUCGCCAAAUGCGUGGCAUUGGUGCAGGGAGUGUGGCUCGUUGUCCAAUCCAUCGCCCGGGCGGUGCAAGGCCUCGCGGUCUCCCCACUGGAGCUCUUUACUAUUGCUUUUGUGCUCUCCACCAUCACCACGUACUACUUCUGGUUGCAUAAGCCACAGAAUGUGGGUGUGCCGACGAUUAUUGAGUUGAAGACUGGGUCUGUCACCAACCUGAUGAACAGUUCAGGAGAGAUCAGUCUGGAACCUUUCCAGGAGACCCCGCUUGAUUUUGUCGAGAAACCCCUGCAGCGGUGGCAUCGCCGACCAACUCUGGAGCAAUUCCGCCCUCAAGGCCAGCCCCUAAAGCGCAUACCCGAUGACAAGAUUGUGUUCAGCGGCCUGAGUCAACGGGCCUGGCUGCUAGUGUCCAUCCAGGCUAUGGUGCACCCGGCCAUCCAUCUGCUAGGGUGGAACCACGUGUUUCCGACGACCACGGAGCAAACGAUGUGGCGCGUUAUGAGCGUGUUUCUCGCCUCUGGUCUCCCUUUGUCGAGUAUGCUGCGGGUAACACUCACGGCAUGUGGCUUCCACGGCCACCAGUCCUUGACGUGGAUCUGGGUUCAACCGAGCGGCAAGGAAGAGCGUGGCUGGCGGGCCUGGGUGCUGGACGUCACCAUGUCUUUCAUCAGUGCCUGCCUGGUCCCAGCACGCAUGUAUAUAAUUAUCGAGGCCUUUAUCAGUUUGCGACGGCUGCCGUGGAGUUCAUUCGUGACCGUCGAGUGGACUGAUUUCAUUCCGCAUGUAUGACAGAAAUACCAGCUAUAUCGCUUCGAUGAAAACACCAUCUAGCAUAGCCUGCUCUUUUGCUUGAAACCCGAACGCCGAUGAUCUUGCGGUCAAUAAAGGCCCUCAAAUCGCCAUCAAUAACUCGCAGUGUCGACAAGCUUGGAGGAUGAUCUGGCAGCUGAGCUUUGUUCAGCGGGAUACAGCGUCCUCAUACCUUUGGAAUCCGGUUGCUUCUACCUCAUCGGGAUUUGAUAAGAUCUGGGGUUACCUAGCUGCACAAGCUACUCAGUCAUGGCUAACUUCGACCAAGAAGCCGAUUCCAGUUCAUUCAAACCGAGUGAGGGGAAUUGUUCGUGAUAGACUGCGUCAUCUGCCCGCUU
Messenger RNA from Aspergillus ibericus CBS 121593, 1705 nucleotides. RefSeq lists its product as uncharacterized. The coding region runs from base 96 to 1346 and encodes 416 amino acids. Lineage: Eukaryota; Fungi; Ascomycota; Eurotiomycetes; Eurotiales; Aspergillaceae. The record is from RefSeq and is a predicted model, not a curated record. The transcript has a single exon.